GCAUCAACCAAAAGAUAGGAUUGAACCAUGGCUGAUCAAGCCAUCAGGAAUUUACCAGAAGGCAAGGAAUAUCAUGUGUUCCUUGCCUAUGCUAGUGAAAACCAGGAAGAUGCAGACAAAUUAGCUGGGGUUUUAAAAGGUCUUGGAUUCAAGUUGAUGCUAUAUGACCGAGACUUUCGAAUAGGAGGUGACCCAAUACAGGAGAUCCCUGAGAAGAUGGAAAAGUCCAUGCGCAUGGUCCUGCUUCUUACCAAAGAAUCAAAUAAGAAAAACUGGCCAAUGUAUGAAGCAAUGCAGUCAUUGAGAAAGAUGAUUGAUGAAAACACACGCUUCACCAUUGUACUUAGAAAAGGAGUGCAAAGAACUGAAGUCCCAAAGUUCAUCAGAUGGGUUCCUGAUGUUGACUACAACAAUGAGAAUUGGUUGAAACUGUUGACAGAUGCAAUAACAGACAGCACACCAUUGGAAAUCGGCCUACAGGGCAAUGACGUUGGGUUUGGAAUGGCAUAUGGGUACUUCUACUCAUAUCUUAACAUCAUCAUACCACCCCAGGGGGAGGAGGGAAAACAACUUGAUUUGAAAGGUCGCAUUGAGAAGUAUCUCCAGACAAAGAGUGGAGUAACAUACAUGCCGCUUAAGAUUUAUAUCUUGGUACCUGAGUCUGGAAUUCUGCCAAGCAAUAUUGCCAAUGUGGAUAAGAAAAUCGAGCUGAGGGAUAAGGACAAAGAUAAGUUGAAGACCACUGUGAUCAGAGGCGGAACACCAAGGCCAUACAUGAACAUGAUACGCACCAUUGAGGAUGAUUCUGGGGUGUACCAAUGUUUGGUUGAGUAUGCCACAGUUAUACAACCCUUGACUGAAAUGGAGGACAACCCCCUGCUGAAUUUCAAAGAAGAGGACCGCAUCCUGCAAGUGAACAUCUUCUUCAAAACCCUGGAAGACAUCAUCAGGAGUUUUGAUGCAGACAAGAGAGCCAUGGUUGAGCUCAUCAAAUUGAGCGAAGAUGAAGAAAGUCCCCUUUCUACCAUCUUGUUGGAUAGAAUCAAGGCAGAUAUGAAGAAGUAACAUUUUACGGCUUUGCAAAAACCAACAAUUCAAGGACAACAUGUCCAAAUAAACAAGAAAUUAUGUUAAGGUGAUAUCAGAAUUGAAAUUAGAAUGUAAGAUUUCAAGUUAAAUCAUUUGAACUUUGAAAAUUCAUUUUUUUUGAAAAUAUGAUUUCUACUGUAGGUUGAGAUGAGUCCUCAGAGCUUAUGAUGAAAGUGAAAGAUAUUUGAUUUUAUUGAAAAUACUUCUUUUUAAUCAACAUAUAAUUAUCAUUACUCAAAAAGCUUAGAAGGAAAUUGGUUUACUAAAUUUAUAUUUUAGUCACGUUUUGAGGAACUUUUUGGUUAUGUCUACCAUAUAACUAGAUAUAGUAAUCUGAAUUAAGUGAUGUCAUAUUGGUGGUAAACUGGUAACUAACAACUGGCACAUAAUAUGUAACUCCAUCUCUUAUAUCAGACAGUUAUGUAAAGCAUUAAUGUGCUUUAAAAAUCAUCUAAAAUAUUCCUUAAUGAAUAUAUAACAGAUGGAAAGGUGAAAAAUACUAAUAUUGCGGAGAAAUGAAAAAAUAACUUCACAUACUUGGCAUUUGUCUAAACGGAUGCAUAACGUGUACAUCCAUCGGUCUGUGUAUGAAUUUGGUGACUUCUAAUUUGUCUUUUCCUGUGAUCUUAUUUGCUCGUUCUAUACUUUUCCGCUCCCAAUCAGUCCAGAAGAUGUAGCUCUCGAACAAUGUGAUCGCGAAGAUGUGAGGCAGCUCUGGGGAUUGGGUGAUGACAGUAUGGCGAUUGUUUCCAUAUAUAUCAACGUAUGCUAUAUAGUCAUACCUAAAAUACAAACACAGGUAAUUUCAAAUAUGCUUAUGAAAAAAUGCUUGUUAUAAAAAAGAGAUUUUUGUAUAAAGUUUGUGCUUUCAUAAUUUAAAAAUAAUUUUUUCCACAUAUUCACAAAAGUAGAUUUCUGAUUGGGCAGUGAAGGUUCGUGUAAUUAAUGUGAUAUUCUCCAGCUUUGAGUUCAUGGAUAUUUCACCUAAGAUUUGGCUUAUUAUACUGCACCAUGUAAAGAUAUAAAUUAAAUAUUCAUAUAAAUUACAUUGCAUACAGUUUUUUGAAGAAUCAUGAAAAUUGAACAUUAAUAUAUGACAUACACAAAAGAAAUAUAUGAAAGUAUUUUGAUGAAAUUCAAACCCGAGAAUACCAUUGUUUUGAACAUGAGGUGCAAUGACAGAUUGAAGAGAGAUAAUGAAGGUUAAACUGCAAAUAGUGAACUUGACAUUGCCUUAGAGUGUAUUUCAUAUGAGAGUACAGAGCACUCAAAUACACAAAAUACUGAUAAGAAAAGAUAAUAUCUGAACAGCAAAAUCUUGAAUAAUGUCCAAUUACAUGGGUACCUUAGCUUAUGUAACUCUAUUUUCACCCUGAAUUAAGUAGAAUAAGGCUAAGAUUCCUAAGUAAUGUCUAGGUAAUGAAGACCAAAAGCAAAAAACGUUUUCACUUUUUUUCAGUUUUCAACAUGCUACAAUGUGCAUAUAAUGGAGAGGGUACAUGAAUAUGGAUUAUGUUUGAUAAGUUAUCCAUGAUCCCAAAAUGUGCCCAUAUCAUCUUACAUCAAACUCUUGUUUUUCUUAUGGCUUAAAAUAAAAAAUGAUUAGAGCAAUGAAUAAA
This is a messenger RNA of Owenia fusiformis, 2708 nucleotides long. Lineage: Eukaryota; Metazoa; Annelida; Polychaeta; Sabellida; Oweniidae. The record is from the annotation of a GenBank genome assembly.